AUGGAAGCUCUCUUCUCCGCAAUCCUAGGAGAGCUGGCCACAAGAUCCCUCUCCUUCUUGAUCGACAGAUGCUCCUCCAGCCCGCCGCCGCCGCCGUCGAUGGAGGAGAAGAUCCAGAGGCUGGAAAGGAUGCUGCUCCGGCUCGCCGUCGCCGUGGAAGACGCCGAGGGGAGGUGCAUCACAAGCCGUGCCAUGCUUCGUCAGCUCAACAUGCUACGGCGAGAUAUGCACAGAGGCUACUACCUUCUCGACACCUUCAGACUGCAGCAAGCCGACGAGGACGACGACAAAGUGAGUUGCGACACCUUAGCUCUGUCUAAAUUCAACCCUGCCAAGCGUGUCAGAGUCCCUGUUGGUAGUAGCAGACGAAUUGGAUGCAAGGGAGAGAUUGAACAGUUGCUUGACGAAAUAGAGAUCACCAUUGCUGACAUGGUGGAGUUUGUUCUACUCGUGAGCAAUUACCCUUGCAUCCAUCGCCAGCCAUACAACACCUACAUCUUCAUGGACAAGUGCAUGUUUGGGCGCCAGAUGGAGAUGGAACAGGUCAUCAACUUCUUGUUGCAUCCAGAGCCCUCAAACCUUGGCGUCUUGCCGAUCAUCGGCGCAGCAAAGGUUGGGAAGAGCACGCUUGUUGAGCAUGUGUGCUAUGACGAGAGGGUUCGCAAACACUUCUCUCGCAUCAUCUUUCUUACUGACAGCGAUUUCAGGGAGGAAACAUCAUUGCUUAACUUGAGUGAUUCAGGAGUGAUCAGGCAUAAACAUAGCUCAUCUUCAGCUUCAAAUGUAGAAGAAAGGUUAUUGGUUGUUAUUGAGCUAAUUGGAGACUUUGCCAAUCACGAAUGGGGACAGAUGUUCUCUUCUUCUUCUCAAAGUUGCAGUUCUUCAGCUGGAAGUAAAAUCAUAAUCACAAGCCGGUCAGAGAAGAUCGCAAAGUACGGAACAACACAACCUCUGCAUCUGAAAUUCCUGUCCCGAGAAGCUUUCUGGUACUUCUUCAAGGUGCUCGCCUUUGGAAGCUCAGAUCCUAAAGAGCACCCGAAUGCAGAAUCCCUGUCGAUGGUGCUGUUCAAUGGGUACUUCGACAGUGAGCUCUGCAAGAGCUUCGUUGGGCCAUUCAUAGACCUGAACAACAUGGCAGGCUUGAUCCAAGCCACCAUCUGUGGAGGAGACUGGCUCCUCGCUCGUGAGCGUGUCAGGAAUCAUUUCAUGAUCAACAAAGGCUUGGCUGACACUGGGCUGGAGAGCAGGUGUGUGUUCUAUCUGAAGUCAGAUGGAGCUGCACACUACUACUGUGAGUUCAUCGAGCAGUGCCGAGUAGGGCAGCGUGUCCAUGAGCAAGAAGACGAUGCUUCCAAACUCGAUAUGCAAGAUGUGCUCUACGAGAGAUCUCCAUCGUCUCUUGGGAGAUUCAAUCUUGUGCUCUGGACAUCUCGGCUGCCACCAUAUCACAGCUACGUAUAUAGUUGUCAGAUCCAUGAGUACAAGUCUGUAUUACCUACUAUGGUGAAGAGCCGACAGAAGAGGAGGAUUUCGGUUUAG
Molecule: messenger RNA, 1539 nt
Organism: Oryza brachyantha (malo sina)
Lineage: Eukaryota; Viridiplantae; Streptophyta; Magnoliopsida; Poales; Poaceae
Product: disease resistance protein RGA2-like
Exons: 1
Coding region: 1-1539 (512 amino acids)
Molecular function (GO): ADP binding
Source: RefSeq, a predicted model, not a curated record